AUGGCCAUGCGGCCACAAAGGCGCCAAAAAUCAUUCCGGCAGAAUAACGUGCCAAGCUACCGGGGCUCACCCACGCGUUCCCAUACACACAGCAGCUGGACCAAAGAGCAACCUCUGCAGCCACACUACCUACCUAAACAAAGAACCUCGGACCAAAGAAGCACGUCUCUACACCCAGAGAAUAUGGCCGAACACUGCAUAGCAGUACAAAAGGACGCUUCCCACAGAAACACCAAAGAGGGACUUAAACCCAGUGGUUCCACUGAGCAAAGCGCUCUGCAUGGACACAGCAAGUACAUACUACUGAUACCCGAAACAGACAUAGGCUGA
Messenger RNA from Pelobates cultripes (western spadefoot toad), 330 nucleotides. The record is from the annotation of a GenBank genome assembly. Lineage: Eukaryota; Metazoa; Chordata; Amphibia; Anura; Pelobatidae.